Molecule: messenger RNA, 421 nt
Organism: Coffea arabica (coffee)
Lineage: Eukaryota; Viridiplantae; Streptophyta; Magnoliopsida; Gentianales; Rubiaceae
Source: RefSeq, a predicted model, not a curated record
GAUGAGAAACCAGUGGAUAGCAGCAGUGUUUAUCAUGGCAUUCUUGGUUUUCAGUGCUCAUUCUGAUGACGAUGAUUGUUAUGAGGCUUGCAUGCACUUCUGCUCAGACACUCUUUCUGAAGACUGUAAGCUCCACUGUGAAUCUGUUUGCUCUGAUAAGGUUCCAAAAACUGUGGAUGGACCAUUUUUCUGCAAGCUUGGCUGUUCCCUUCGUCAAUGCUCUCACAUUUCUACAGAUAAGGCGAAAUUUCGCAGCUGCAUGGACAACUGUGGGGAGAGCUACUGCAAGCUACCACAUCGCAAUUAAGUAGCCAGCCAAGCUGGUGUGAGGCUAGCUAUAGCCAGCAGUAUGACAAUGAAGUCCAAAAUAGUCUCCUAUUAGCGAGUCAAGCUGGUGGAAUAAGAGGACUAUUCACUUGAA